Messenger RNA from Myotis lucifugus (little brown bat), 2129 nucleotides. RefSeq names its product paraneoplastic antigen-like protein 6B. NCBI's taxonomy places the organism in Eukaryota, Metazoa, Chordata, Mammalia, Chiroptera, Vespertilionidae. The transcript is spliced from 2 exons. The coding region runs from base 153 to 1532 and encodes 459 amino acids. The record is from RefSeq and is a predicted model, not a curated record.
ACUCAGGGAGGGCAGUGCAGACCUGGGAAUUUCUCUGAGUCCUAGGCUCUCCCCCAAUUCAUUUCCCACCCUGUGCCGCCCUGGUCUGCGCCCAGAGCCAGUUCCCGCCCCUAGUAGCAGCCUCCACGCUGGCGCUGGCAGACACUGAGGCCAUGGAGGUGACGAUGCUGCAGGACUGGUGCAGGUGGAUGGGCAUCAGCGCCCGCAGGGGCCUGCUCAUCCUGGGCAUCCCGGAGGACUGUGACGAAGACGAGCUGCACGAGUCCCUGGAGGCCUCCCUGUGGCAAAUGGGCCACUUUGAGGUGCUGGGCAAAGUGUUUCGAGAGGAGGACAAUGCCAGUGCGGCCCUGGUGGAGCUGGACCGGGAAGUCAACUAUGCUUUGGUUCCCAGGGAGAUCCCAGGCAUCGGGCGUCCCUGGACCGUGGUCUUUGUGCCCAGAUGCUCAGGGGGGGACUUCCUGGGUCGCGUGUUCCACUUCCUGGAGCAACAGGAGCAGACUGUGGAGAGCGUGGCCGAAGCCCUGGGGCUGGGGCUGCGCAAGGUGUGCUGGCUGAGGUCUGUCAGUCAGGCCAUCCAGCCCUGGGUGGAGACAGUGCGGUACCAGCCCCUGGGGGUGUUCUCAGGGAGGGACCAGCCAGCCCCGGGGGAGGAGUCCUUUGAGGCCUGGCUGGACCACACCACUGACAUGCUGCUUGUGUGGCAAGGGGUCUCAGAAAGGGAGAGGAGGAGGCGGCUGAUAGAAGGCCUCCGAGGGACGGCCCUGCAGGUGGUGCACGAGCUGCUGGUGGAGAACCCUGCCAGGACGGCCCAGGAUUGCCUGGCCGCCCUGAUCCAGGUGUUUGGAGACCACGAGUCCCAGGCCACCCUGCGGCUCAAGUGCCUGACCGCUUACCAACGGUCAGGCGAGACUCUCUCCGCUUUCGUGUUGCGGCUGGAAGUCCUGCUACAGAAAGCCAUGCAGGAGGGGGCCCUGGACAAGGCCUCAGUUGACCACUUGCGUGUGAAGCAGGUGCUCACCAGGGCCAACAUCAUUGAGCCGCUGCGAGAGGUCCUGAGAAGGCUGGGCAUGGUGGGGAGGUGUCCAACUUUCCUGGAGAUGCUGGGGCUGGUUCAUGAGACUGAGGCAUGGGAGGCCAAAAUAACCAGGAGCCUGAGAGCCCAGCCGGCACAAGGGGCUGCUGCCAGGGCCAGUGCCCAGGCUGAUGAUAGAGCCAAAGCUCAGGCCGAGGGUGACAAGGUGGUGGAGAAGCAGCAGCUGCAGGAGAAUAGUGACAACCGUGCCCCUGCCCUUGCAGGCCUGGGUCAGACAGGGCCCUCAGAGGCCCCUGGGGGACCUAUGCCUGCCCACAUGGGCAGUGCUUCCGGGGCAGGUCCAGGAGGUCCUGGCACUGUGCCAGAGGGCCUGGCCCAGGCGGGAGACCAAGAGGCUGUGGAACACCCCCAGGAGGGGCUCAAGCCCAUCCCGGAGGAGUCGGAAAGUGAGGACGGGGCUGGGGAGCUGAGCCCCCCCAUGUCUUCCCCUGGAAAAUAGGCUCACAAGGCCCGGCGCCCUCCUCUCCUUUCGGGCAGCAGAGCCCUGGAGAGGGGGAAGUGGGGGAAGCCAGGCCAGGGCAACCUCCUCACCCCACAUGGGGAGCAGGGCCCAGGGAAGGGCCCGCCCAGCUCAUACCAUACCCCUUACUCCCCCAUCAUGCUAUGGGGGCCUGACCACCACCAUCAGCUCUUCCAAGUCACCAAGCUGACCAUGUUUGACACCCAAUGGGAUGGGGAGAGGUGUCCCCACAUGGUAGCAACACACCUGGCCUCAACCCCAACCCCUACCAACUUGGGCAGCUGGCCUGGGAGCACCGCCGAGCAGCCCAUCUCAGCCUAGGAGAGGGGUACCUGAAGACAUCUGCCACCCGUGUGGACUUGGAGACUUUAGAGCCCACCACAGGGGUGCCACUUUUGGGGACUCCCAUUCUCCAUCCCCUGGGAGACCCCAACUCAUUUCUCUAUAGGCCCAUAGUGACCCAUGUGUCAAGUAAUCACCCCCCUCCACACACACACACACACACACACACACACACACACACACACACGCCAUGGCUCCUGUGCAGAACCACCUGGUGUGUGUGAACCCAGGUGG